AUGGUGGCCACGAAGGGGGCACCCGGCUGCACCCUCUUGCUUGCCAUCGCCAACCUCUUGAUACCCCUGUCGAUUCUCGUCUUUGCCACUGGAUUCUUCCCUUACAAGCCCUUCAUCCCAGGCCUGGCCGAGUAUGAAGCUCUCGAGUACGGCCCACCGCCGAAGCCCCCCUUCGACAGGCUUGUCUUCAUGGUCGUGGAUGCGUUGCGAAGCGAUUUUGUCUACUCUCAGCACUCGGGAUUUCAGUUUACCCAGAGCCUCAUCCGCGAUGGCGCCGCCAUCCCCUUUACCGCCAAUGCUCGCUCUCCGACGGUGACGAUGCCGAGGCUCAAAUCAAUCACCACCGGCUCCAUUCCAUCCUUUGUUGACUUGGUUCUCAACAUCAACGAAGGAGACGACUCCUCGUCCCUGGCCGCUCAGGACUCCUGGCUAGCCCAGCUCAAGGCAUCCGGAAAGGGCAAGCUGCUCAUGUUCGGCGACAACACAUGGCUCAAGCUCUUCCCGGACGUGUUUGAUCGUCACGAUGGGACCUCGAGCUUUUUUGUCUCCGACUUCACCGAGGUCGACAACAAUGUCACCCGGAACAUUGCCCACGAGCUAAAAAAUGACGACUGGGGGCUGAUGGUGUUGCAUUAUCUCGGCCUCGAUCAUAUUGGUCACAAGUCGGGUCCUAAAAGCUCCAACAUGCUGCCCAAGCAGCGCGAGAUGGACACCAUCGUUGAGCGUAUUUACCACGCCAUGGAGUCGGAGGAACAUCUCGCAUCCACUCUGCUGGUUCUUUGCGGCGACCACGGCAUGAACGAUGCGGGAAACCAUGGCGCCUCCUCUCCCGGAGAGACGUCGCCAGCCCUCGUCUUCAUGUCCCCCAAGCUGAAGCCCAUCUCCGGCAAACGGACGGCGCCGACGCAUCCCAAGGACGAGUUCGAUUACUAUACGGUCGUUGAGCAGUCUGACAUUGCCCCCACGCUUGCCGCACUGCUUGGCUUCCCCGUUUCCAAAAACAGCCUUGGCGCCUUUAUUCCCGACUUCUUAUCCUUUUGGCCAACGGCACGCGACAAGACGCAAAUCAUGAUGCGGAAUGCAAGGCAAAUCUUGAACAUUGUUACUGCCGCCUUCGGCACCGAGCUGUUCGACAUGGCAAGCUCCGCGGACCCUUGCACCAUGCCACCGACUCGGGUCCAUGAACUGGCCUGUCGAUGGCGCCGCAUGAGCCUUCAUGCCGAUUCGGUUGCAUCGGCCUCCGACAUGGACCAGAACUGGCUUUCGGAAGCCUCCCUUUGGCUGCACGAAGCCCAGGACCUGAUGAGCAGCAUGGCCUCCACCUACGACAUGCGGAAGCUAUGUCUGGGCCUUGGCCUAGCUGUUGCUGCAGCCAUCGCCAGCAUCGUCGUGGCAGGACUUCCGGCCAGUCGUCAGACCGAGUUUUUCAUGCCCUUGAUAAUACUUUCCUCAUACGGGAUGAUGAUGUUUGCGAGCAGCUACGUCGAGGAGGAGCAGCACUUUUGGUACUGGGCCUCGACUUUUUGGGUUGCGCAUCUGGGCUCAAGGGCCAUUCAACGUACUGGGAGAAUCUCAACCGCUGUCUCGUACAUCCUGGCGCUUCUCGCCCUGCGGUUGACAAGGGGCUGGAACCAGACCGGUCAGAAGUUUGCAGGAGAGCCGGACAUUGUCAAGACGUUUCUGGUCCCUUUCCCCCAGCUUCUGUGGGUUCUGACUGGCGUCAUGUAUGCCCUGGACUCAUUCCAUGUUCUCGCUAACCUCAGUGGCCUCCCGUUCAUUGUUGCCACCUCCCUGACGUCGAUCCUCGCCUCGGCUGCGUUCACUUUCAAGCUGGCUUUUACCGUCGAGGAUUCUCCCGAACUCGUCGUUGGAUGGUUGAAGACGGCCAUUGAGCGAUUUGAGGGACAGUCGUUGCUCUCAAGGGCACGUGUCGUCUUCGCCGUCAUCGCACUGAUUGCAAGCUUUGCAGUCUUUCAAGGAACCAAGGGAGGACGCUAUUCCAAAUCAUCAGCCCAACUCUUGCAUCAUCUCUACACCCUGCUGGCCAUGACCCAGUCUCGAGCUGUCAACAUUCCCCUGUUUCUGCUAUCCACCAUCCUCUUCUACGCCCUCUCAUCCGUCGACCUCACCGUCACCGACAUCACCAUUUCGUCCAUCCUCUUCCAGCAUGCCUCUUUCUUCGCCUUUGGCGGGUCCAACGCCAUCUCUUCAAUCGAUCUCUCGAGCGCCUACAACGGCAUCAGUGGCUUCAAUGUUGUCGCCGUCGGCGUGCUCACAUUCAUCAGCAACUGGGCAGGCCCCAUAUUCUGGACCUCGGCCACGAAUCUUCUGCUCCUGCAAAAGCAAAGGCAGGGCCUGCGCAACGUCUUCCGCGAUCACCUUGCACUCUUGACGGUCUUUGCCACCAUGAGCGUGGCGUUUGUCAUGGCGGCAUGCACGGCUCUGAGGACGCAUCUGUUCAUCUGGACCGUGUUUUCUCCGAAAUAUCUCUACUGCAUGGCGUGGAGUUUGGGACAGCAUCUGCUCGUCAACAUUGGCCUGGGCACUUUUUUGUUUUGGCUCGGAGCCCGAGAGCAGCGCGGCUAG
Molecule: messenger RNA, 2586 nt
Organism: Drechmeria coniospora
Lineage: Eukaryota; Fungi; Ascomycota; Sordariomycetes; Hypocreales; Ophiocordycipitaceae
Product: GPI ethanolamine phosphate transferase
Exons: 7
Coding region: 1-2586 (861 amino acids)
Biological process (GO): GPI anchor biosynthetic process
Cellular component (GO): endoplasmic reticulum membrane
Source: RefSeq, a predicted model, not a curated record